Molecule: messenger RNA, 3450 nt
Organism: Chinchilla lanigera (long-tailed chinchilla)
Lineage: Eukaryota; Metazoa; Chordata; Mammalia; Rodentia; Chinchillidae
Gene: Pgpep1l
Product: pyroglutamyl-peptidase I-like
Exons: 6
Coding region: 22-1053 (343 amino acids)
Biological process (GO): proteolysis
Cellular component (GO): cytosol
Molecular function (GO): pyroglutamyl-peptidase activity
Source: RefSeq, a predicted model, not a curated record
CCAUCAUCCUGGUUUGCCCCGAUGCUCCUUGUUCCAGCACACUUGAGCUUUGGGCCCUGGAGACCCUUCUGUGCCAGGAACACUGCCCGUGGUGCCCUGAGCAAGACACCGACCCAGACCCUAGAGUGCAGAGUCCUCCUGAACCUAUGCUUGCCAGUUGCAGGCAGCCCACACAUCCAGCGCUGCUGUUUCUUCUCCCAGGGCCUCGCCUUGCAGCCCUCCCCCGCUGUCCUCUGCCUUUCGGGCCGCGGACCUGGCGUCAGGAGGGGGCGCCCGGGCUGGGAGCAGCGGUGCUUGCCACACUGCAGCGCCUGGACACAGACGCGCUCCAGCGUGGGCUCCAUGGACUCGCAGUCCAGCUGCGUCGUGGUGACCGGUUUUGGGCCGUUCCGGCAGCACCUGGUGAAUUCCAGCUGGGAAGCAGUGAAGGAGCUCUCCAAGUUGGGCCUGGAGACUAACAUGGAGGUGGAGCUGCGGACUCUCCAGCUGCCUGUAGAUUACAGAGAGGUGAAGCAGAGGGUCACCAGAAUCUGGGAAGAAUUUCAACCACAACCAGCUAAUUAUGGACUGAAACCUCCACAAACUCUUGCUGUGCAUGUGGGUGUGGACACUUCGGCCAAGGCAAUUUUUCUAGAACAGUGUGGCAAGAACCGUGGCUACCGAGACAGAGACAUCCGGGGCUUCCAGCCUGAGGAAGGCGUGUGCCUGCCAGGUGGCCGGGAUGUGAUCGUGUCAAGGGUCAACAUGAAGGCAGUCUGCAAACACAUUGCCAUUGAGGAUGUUGAGGUGACCUUUUCUGGAGAUGCGGGCAGGUACAUCUGCGAUUAUACCUACUACCUGUCUCUGCAUCAUGGAAAUGGGCAUGCGGCACUCAUCCACGUCCCUCCACUCUCACGGGGGUUCCCAGCCAGCCUGCUGGGAAAAGCCUUGCAAGUCAUCAUCCAGGAAAUGCUGGAAGCGAGCGGGAAAGCCCAAGCUCACAGCCAGGAUUGCAGAGAACUGAACCGCACCGAUUCCACCCAAAGGGAACCAGUUGGAAAAUGUCUCCUUUAGAGAAAACUAAAUGCUCAGUCCUAUGUGUAGAGUUCAAUUAUGCCUUGAGAGGCUUUUAAAAAUCGCUUGUAAAACAGUUUACACAGAGGGAAAAAUUUUGAAUUAGCCCAACAAAAUCACAGAGUUAUUUUAUUGUCAGAAGAAAGAACUCUCUAAAAGGCAGAUGUUCCACAAGGGAUUAACUAGCUUCGGUUAUAGUUUUCAUGACAAUAAAAUGAAAUCCUAGUAAUUUUUUUUUCUUCUAAAUGACUGUGCAGCGGGGCUGUGAGAUCCUGCCCAGGCUUGAGGACCACAAGUCCAUGGACGUGCAGGUGCAGCUACUGCUCUAGGUCUAACAUUUCUCCCUGUCUUUUCUGGUACUCAUUUUAACAAUUUUGAAGUGCCCGGUUUAGUGACAGUCAGCACACCAGCAUUGUGCAGUCAUCACCACCGUCCAUCUCUAUGUCUUUCUCACCAUCCUAAAUCAAAACUUUACUCAGUAUCCAAGAACUACCUAUCCCUUCUCUUCCCAACCUUUAGCAACCACCAUUAUUCCCUCCAUCUCUACGAGCUCAGUUAGGUACCUAAAACAAGCAUUUGUCAUUUUGUCUUUUAUUUCAUUUGUUAUAAUGUUCUCAAGUUUCAUCAGCAUUGUCACAGAUGGCAUGAUUUCAUUAUUUGUAAAGGCUAAAUAACACACCAUUGCACGUCCCUACCACACUCGGCUUUUCCAUUCACCUAUGGAUGGACACUUGAGUGGCUUCCACCUUUUGGCUAUGGCUAAAAAUACUGCUAUGAAAAUUGGCCUCCAGAUACGUGUUCCGGUCCCUGAUUUCAGCUCUUUUGUGUAUACACCCAGAAUAAAUUGCUGGAGCACAUGAGGAUUCUGUGUUUAAUGCUUUGAGGAACUGCCACGCUGGUUUUCACAGUGACUGUAAUGUUUUAUAUUCUCACCAGUGUUUGCUCUUAAAGCAAGCUUUGGAGCUGGGCUUAGGUUCUCUCCAUAAUAAGUAUUUUCCUUAACUGUUAAAAAUCAGAAGCUCCUUUGUUUUGACUUUAUGACGCUGUACUGGGUCUUGUGCCAAGCUGCUCACAGCAACGCUCUGCUUGUCCAGUGUCUUCUGGGGGCACAAUUUUCAUGCAAAACCCCAUUUGUAACUUUUUUUAUUAGUAAUAGUGUGGAAGUAGUUAAGGUUUAGUACAUUUUCUGUUAUGUUGGUCUGCUUAUAACUACUAUUUUUUUUACUUGGUUAUACUAGAGAAAUAAAUUAGUCUCCUAGUGCCUGGAUUCAUGUACUAUAGGAAGAGGCAUCUGUAAACUAAUAACAAAGGCACUCGACAGGCUUUGCUCAUUUUGCCACUAGCCUUUGAGCAGAUUUGUCUAUGCAGAAUAGACUUUACAAGCCCCCCCUUUGUAAAUACACCUGGAUUGUUUGACAUACGCCAGAAGUAAGUCAAAGCCUAGAGGUGGCGUAAGACGGUGCUGGGGUCCAGCAGCAUGGUGGUUAAUGUGGAGAUACUUCUGUACUCCAGGGCAAGUAGCCGCCACCUAGAGCUCUUUACUUCUUUAUUCUUUCUCCUGUUUGAGGACACUGGCAAGCCAGGGACCUCCAGGACAGGCCUCUGGUAUUAUUGCAAAUUGCUCAAUGUCAUACGUACAUAUUGAAAAAAAUUAGGAGGCCAGAGCUCUCUUGUGAUGAACUUUCUCACCAUUUCCUGCUCUGUGGCCUCUAAAGUUGUCCAUGGAAAACCCCAAAGGUGCCUUCAUAUCCUGGUCUCUGUGAAUGACCCAGAUCCCCCACUCAUUUGCAGCAGGGCCUGUUCAGCUAUGGUUGCUACAGGAGACUUCUGAGUUUAUUUGAAAACUGUGUAGUAUAAAUGGCUGAGCCCUGGUAUGGUUGCUUCAUAUUAUUGCCAGGGCGUUUGGGGUCUGUCCGUGUGUGCCUCUAUAAAACAGAGCAAUAAAAAAGCUUGCCAUUUCAGGGUGCUUAUGAAAGUUCAGUGAAGACAGUGGAUGUAGAAGGCCUUCACUGACAAUAGAACACUACUAAAAUACACAGCUGAGUGUGGCCUCAUAGCUUGCUAUGGUUAUAGUGGGUCUCCUAAGGGUUCAUGUGUUAGGAGCUUGGUUUCCAGUGUGGAGCCUAGUAGGAGGUCUUUAGGUCAUUGGGGUAGUUGCCCUCAGAAGAGGUUAAGGAAUUUCUUUGGGAUCGCUGAACUCUUAUACGGAGUUGUUGUUAAGAGUGAGUGGAGCCCUGACCUGAACUGCUCUCUGGAUUCCCCUUGAGAUGUGAUGUCUUCUUCCCGCAUGAGUUCCUGUCAUUGGCCAUGAGGUCUUCCCCAGAGCCAAGCUGAUGCCCACAUCAUGCCCAUAAGCCUCCAGAACUGUAAACCAAAUAAACCUCUUUUCUUUGCGAA